This is a messenger RNA of Sphaerulina musiva SO2202, 1772 nucleotides long. RefSeq lists its product as uncharacterized. The transcript has a single exon. NCBI's taxonomy places the organism in Eukaryota, Fungi, Ascomycota, Dothideomycetes, Mycosphaerellales, Mycosphaerellaceae. The record is from RefSeq and is a predicted model, not a curated record. The coding region runs from base 329 to 1636 and encodes 435 amino acids.
GCACAACAGACGACACCAGAUCACACGUCCGUCCGGUGGUCGCACCUGAGAAUAACCGAUGGACUGCUUGAGCUGGGGACGCUGCAUUCCUUUGACCCGCCAUCGCCAUCGACAUCUCCUCUUUGACGACUUCUCCUACUGCGUCCCUGACCCGUCUCCCUCUCUUCACUCGCAACCGGAAGACAGCAGCGACGCGGUCCUCUAGGCCAGACCGACGAACGUGCACACAAGACACCAUCAUCGCGACACGCAGACUCUGCCAUAUUGCAAGCCGAAGCACAGCGAUUGGAGUGUGGCCACUACCCAGACAGCGCCACCCACGUGCGCCAUGAGUGAGAAGUAUCAGCCCCCGCCAGGCUACCGGAGGACUCAGUCUGGCUACGAUGGCAGUGAUCAGCAGCAGCAGCAGCAGCAGCAGCAGCAGAGGACAGACGCUUCCGCUGCUCAGCGCGCCUCCUGGGGACUGGGUGGAGCGUCCAGCAGCCAAGCUCGGGGCUCCAAUAAUCCAUAUCGAGAUGCUCACCUGAGUGCUACCCCCGUUCCGCGUCCCUCCAGCAUUGCUUCCUCUCACACACCUGCGAGAGUGCAGGAGCAGUACCAACCGCCCCCAGGUCCGCCUCCGGGACGCCAUCGUAGUCCCAGUCAAGACACGGAAAUGACCACUGACGAUUAUGAGCCUCCCCCAUUCCCGCCACCAAGUCGUGGCUCUCGAGGACCGUCUUCGAGAAGUAGUGCUACCCCCAAAUUGCCAACGCCGAGUAGUGAGCCAGAGCAACCUCCACCAGAGUAUGAUCCCUGGACAGGGCCCGACAACAACUUACAACUGCCGCCAUCCUUCGCCGCAGCGAAUGCACAGAACACACGCAGUCCUGCGGCUAACGCAGACUAUGAUGAUGCCGCUCGAGCACACGCUUGGUGUAGACAGAACCCCCUCUGGCCACCUCAAGACCACGACGGCGGAACUGUAGAACGCAUCCAAGCCGGUGAACUAAGGCUCACCUGUCCUCCCAAUACGACAGAUGUCACACAGUACAACCCAUCUCCAGGCCGAAGCUACGUCCGCACUUCAGAAGCCAUCAGUGACACCAUCAUGUUAUCGGACAUUCCCAUCUACUCCGCCAACGCACAAGCCCCUCUCACCACUGGCCAACCCACGACUCUCUACUUUGAGCUCAAAGUCAUGGCCAUGGGUGACCGUUAUGGAACCGGCAAAAACAUCGAAUCCGGCAUCGCCAUUGGAUUCGCCGCUGCUCCUUAUCCUGCCUGGAGACUGCCCGGUUGGCACAGAGGUUCACUGGGAGUCCACGGCGACGACGGUCGAAGAUACAUCGACAACAGCUACGGCGGCAUCGACUUCACCACUCCAUUCCAGCGAGGCGAGGUCGUCGGAAUCGGAAUGACAUUUAAGCCGCCCGUCCACGGCGAUCGCGUGAGUAUGCGAUGUGAAGUCUUCUUUACGCGAAAUGGCAAGAGAGACAACGGAUGGAGUCUGCACGAGGAACGUCCCAUUGACGCUGAUGCGGGCGACAUUGAUGGGCUGGAAGGUGAACAUGAUCUUCUCGCAGCCGUGGGCGUCUUUGGCAGUGUCGAAUUUGAAGUCGUCUUUCGCAGUGAAGAGUGGUUGUACAAGUUUUGAUUGAUUGAGCGAGAGAGAGAGAGAGAGAGAGAGAGAGAGAGAGAGAGAGAGAGAGAGAGAGAGAGAGAGAGAGAGAGAGAGAGAGAGAGAGAGAGAGAGAGAGAGAGAGAGAGAGAGCAAGAGAGAGACAGACAGA